UAACAAUUUUAUUACUAAAGACAAAAUUCAUGCGCGUAACGCAUUGAGCAUAAAAAUCAAUAGUGACAUGCGCGAUAUAUCCUCCAGUCUAUCUAAACAAAGUUUGUUACUCGAGCAAUGCCUUAGUGCUUUAAAUAUAACAAAUGUUUAUUAGGGACAAGAAAUGUAAACUAUCUCACAAAAUGAUGAUACGUCUAAAUAAUUUUUUGUACGUUUUUAAUUUACGCCAAGGCACUAUCCUUAUAGCCGUCCAUCAAAUCGCGCUCUCAUCCUUCGUACUGAUAAUUUUGCUAGUUGGUAUAUCUCAUGUCGGUGAAAUGCUAUCCAUGCUCCAUAACGACAUGGAAGACGACGCAGAAAGAAGAGGUUUUUAUGAAAUAGCUUAUGGCGAGCAUUUGACAUUUCAUGAAGGGGGUGUCGUGAGCACUAACAAUCAACUUAGAUUCGCUAAAGCACAACAUCUAGCUUCAGUAACUGUGAUUUUCCUCUACACUAGUACAAUUUUAACGUCGAUAUACCUCAUGUGCUGCAUUUCUUUGCUACACGGAGCUGUAAAGUAUAAGAGGGAGUACGUUCUGCCGUGGAUUAUGGCUGCUUGUGUUGCCGUGGUUCUGCUUAUAGUGGCCAUCGUUAUUGGCGACGGAUAUCCAUGCGUUGUCAAUCUCUUCGGCGGGCAUAACCUAUAUCAUUUCGGUUGUGCACUCUUCGUAUUGACAUUUAUCUACGCCAUAUGCGCCGUAAGUAGCUUCGCGCUCGAGACCGGCGGCGGGCGAUGCGCGCGCGCAUCACUCGCCAACGACGAACGCGGAGAGCGCCUGCUGCUGCUGGACCACGCUGCACACUCCAGCUUACUGUCUGCCGCACAACUGAACAAACUGUCCCACGGCACACGGACCCAAUUCGUAUAAACCUAUUUUAAAAGUCAAUUUAAGCUGUACAUGGCAUUCAUUAUUUACGUUACAGGUUAAGGGAAGUGCACAAAAUGUGACAUUGUUUCUGACGUGAUUUCCUCUUUGGUCCCGUAACUUACGAUCUUUUGAUCGCCCAAUAGCAUCGUUUUAUGAUUUCUUACCCUUAUUGGAUUGCAAGAGAGGACCCUAAUGAUAAAUGGGGCAUUGUUUAUAAAUUCCGGCUCCUUCUUUUAAAUUUCAACAGUUAAGUAUAUAAAAAACUUUAAAAAGGCAUACCAUACCAAAAGAUUAGCCAUGUACAGCUAUUAAAAUUACCUAUAGCUGCUAUAGUAGGAUAUUCUGCUAAAUAUAUAAUUAUUUUGGUUGUGUAAAUGCACAACACAAACUCGAUGUCGCAUAAAAUGUAGUGUAAUCACAUAUUUUAGAUAUAUACUUACUACACCAGCUUAUUUGUGUUAAAUUAUUUUUUUAUGAUGUUCCGAGCGUUAUUUUUAAAACGUCAAACUUUGUAAUAGUAAUGAGCAUUUAUUUCGACUUUACUUUCAGUGGCGUAGCAAAAUAAAGUGAGGCCUAUGAGAAAAGGACCUUUAUAUGUUUUCAAUUUUUUGCAUACCUACAUAGUUUAUGCGACUAGAAUCGGCCUAAAUCGGUCUUGAGUCCUGAACCAGGGUCCCUAAUUACUAUUAUCUAUAUCUAUCUAUAUUACUAUUCUUACAACCAUGUUUUGUAACGCCACUGAUAAACAUUAUACCAUUUUGAUACAUACGUCCAUGACUUAAAAAAAUAGCGCAUAAAUCGUUCAUGCUUAGAACCGCUGAAUACAAUAAUUCUUGUGAUAUUUUGAAAACAAAAACAUUUUAAGCUGAAAUAUUGAAUUCAUAAGUGGUGUAACAUGUGGCUGAAAACUUUGUAAAGAAUCGUUAUGGACAACAAGGGGUUACUAUCAUGUUCAUGUUUCUAACAAGCUUUGAUUAUUGUUAUUCUAAACCAUUCUUGAUAGGCUUCAAAUUAAACUUUAGUAAGUACUUAGUUAGUGGUUAGUACUUAACAGGAAACACCGGGAGCUUCAUACUUUGGUUCACACCGCGAACUUCAGAGCUAAACUAAGCCAGCGAUUUUCCCUAAGUAAGGGAGCGAACUAAGUUUCGUUUCGCUUCGAAACGAACAAAGUUUCGUUUCGCUUCGCUUUCGGCAUGACCUGCGCUUAAGACGAAAAAUGUAGGUACAUCUAAGUUUGAAGUGCAGGCCCUGAUGGUUGUUUAUUAAAAUGGAAUUGAAUAUCAGUAAUUUGAAUAAUUUCAUUUUCCAAUUUAUGCUUCAACUGCCUUAAUCAAGGUCAUAAUGGUUGCAAAUGCGUUUUGCGAAAUUGCCCCAGGGUUUCAGCACUGCAUGUUACACCUCUGCCUUAUUUUAUUAAAUAUGGUCAGUUUUUAUUUCUAUAAGUAAUAUUAUUGUGAAUAUUUUAAUGUACAAAAUAAUUGGACUGUUCAAAUUUUAAUGCCUCAAAUGCUGAUAUAUUGAUGAGAAUUAAACAAUUAAUUUUA
Molecule: messenger RNA, 2455 nt
Organism: Maniola jurtina (meadow brown)
Lineage: Eukaryota; Metazoa; Arthropoda; Insecta; Lepidoptera; Nymphalidae
Exons: 4
Coding region: 144-908 (254 amino acids)
Source: RefSeq, a predicted model, not a curated record